Molecule: messenger RNA, 2324 nt
Organism: Suncus etruscus (white-toothed pygmy shrew)
Lineage: Eukaryota; Metazoa; Chordata; Mammalia; Eulipotyphla; Soricidae
Gene: IRF2BP1
Product: interferon regulatory factor 2 binding protein 1
Exons: 1
Coding region: 44-1867 (607 amino acids)
Biological process (GO): regulation of transcription by RNA polymerase II
Cellular component (GO): nucleus
Molecular function (GO): transcription corepressor activity
Source: RefSeq, a predicted model, not a curated record
CGGGGAGCAGCCGGGGGCCCCCGCAGGGCUCGGCCGGGCCAGCAUGGCGUCGGUGCAGGCCUCCCGCCGCCAGUGGUGCUACCUGUGCGACCUGCCCAAGAUGCCCUGGGCCAUGGUGUGGGACUUCAGCGAGGCCGUGUGCCGCGGCUGCGUCAACUUCGAGGGCGCCGACCGCAUCGAGCUGCUCAUCGACGCCGCCCGCCAGCUCAAGCGCAGCCAUGUGCUCCCCGAAGGCCGCUCGCCGGGGCCGCCGGCCCUCAAGCACCCGACGCCCAAGGACCUGGCCUCGGCGGCCGCCGCCGCCGCCGCCACGCAGGGCCCCCCGCUGCCGCCCCCGCAGGCCCAGCCGCAGCCCUCGUCCGGCACGGGCGCCGCGGGCGGAGCGGGCGCGGGAGGCGGCGGCGGCCUGUCCGGCCAGGACCGCUACGACCGGGCCACCUCCUCGGGCCGCCUGCCCCUGCCCGCGCCCGCCUUGGAGUACACGCUGGGCUCGCGCCUGGCCAACGGGCUGGGCCGCGAGGACGUGGUGGCCGAGGGCGCCCGCCGGGCCCUGCUGGGGUCCAUGCCCGGCUUGGUGCCGCCCGGGCUGCUGGCCGCCGCCGUGUCCGGCCUGGGCAGCCGCGGCCUGACGCUGGCCCCGGGCUUGAGCCCCGCCAGGCCCGUGUUCGGCUCCGACUUCGAGAAGGAGAAGCAGCAGCAGCAGCAGCGCAACGCGGACUGCCUGGCCGAGCUCAACGAGGCCAUGCGCGGCCGGGCCGAGGAGUGGCACGGGCGCCCCAAGGCCGUGCGCGAGCAGCUGCUGGCCCUGUCGGCCUGCGCGCCCUUCAACGUGCGCUUCAAGAAGGACCACGGCCUGGUGGGCCGCGUGUUCGCCUUCGACGCCGCCGCCCGGCCCCCGGGCUACGAGUUCGAGCUCAAGCUCUUCACCGAGUACCCCUGCGGCUCCGGCAACGUGUACGCGGGCGUCCUGGCCGUGGCCCGCCAGAUGUUUCACGACGCCCUGCGCGAGCCGGGCAAGGCCCUGGCGUCGUCGGGCUUCAAGUACCUCGAGUACGAGCGGCGCCACGGCUCCGGGGAGUGGCGGCAGCUGGGCGAGCUGCUCACCGACGGGGUGCGAAGCUUCCGCGAGCCGGCCCCGGCCGAGGCCUUGCCCCAGCAGUACCCCGAGCCGGCCCCGGCCGCCCUGUGCGGGCCACCGCCGCGCGCGCCCUCCAGGAACCUGGCCCCGACCCCGCGGCGCCGCAAGGCUUCUCCGGAGCCUGAGGGCGAAGCGGCGGGCAAGCUGACAUCCGAGGAGCAGCAGCAGCGGCACUGGGUGGCCCCCGGCGGCCCCUACCCGGCCGAGGCCCCCGGCGUGCCGUCGCCCAUCGCGGCGCUGAAGAACGUGGCCGAAGCCCUCGGCCACUCCCCGAAGGACCCCGGCGGCGGUGGCGGUGGUGGCGGCGGCGGUGGGCGCGCUGGAGGGGCCAGCCCGGCCGCCUCCGCCGCUGCCCCGCCGCCCACCCCGCACCGCCUGGUGGCCCGCAACGGCGACACCGAGGUCAGCCCGACGGCCGGGGCCGAGGCGGUGAGCGGCGGCGGGCCCGGCACCGGGGCCACCCCCGGCGCCCCUCUCUGCUGCACCCUCUGCCGGGAGCGCCUGGAAGACACCCACUUCGUCCAGUGCCCCUCGGUGCCGGGACACAAGUUCUGCUUCCCCUGCUCCCGGGAGUUCAUCAAGGCCCAGGGCCCCGCCGGCGAGGUGUACUGCCCCAGCGGGGACAAGUGCCCGCUCGUGGGCUCCUCGGUGCCCUGGGCCUUCAUGCAGGGCGAGAUCGCCACCAUCCUGGCCGGAGACAUCAAGGUGAAGAAAGAGCGGGACCCCUAGGCCGCAGCCCCCCUCCACCCACCGCCACCGCGGAUAAAUUAUUCCCUGCCCUGCUGCCCCCCUGUAUUUGCCCCCCGUCCUGUGUACAUACCCCCUUCCUCAGUCCCCCUGGGGUCCCCUGGGGUAGAUGCAUCAGAGGGUGGGGGGAGAGAGAGAGAGAGACAGAGCUUGUGGCUUCUGGCCGAGGGGUGUGAUGGGGUCCCCCAGCCCAGGCCCCUCCAUUUUCCCCUUCUUCCCAUCCCUCCCCUCCUUGGCUUGGCUUGGCUGCUACUUGUAGUUGGGGGGACAGGUGGACCACCCCCCCUAUUCCUCCUGGAACUGGGGGAGGCCCCCCCCAGAAAUCUCACUCUUUAUAAACGAAGCAAAAAGCAUUUAUUUCCCCAUCCUCCUUCCCCAAAAUAAAACCCCGUACACCGCUCCCUUUUUCUUCCUUCAAUAAACCGAAAGAUGGUUUGGG